Messenger RNA from Monomorium pharaonis (pharaoh ant), 4695 nucleotides. Its product is annotated as balbiani ring protein 3-like. NCBI's taxonomy places the organism in Eukaryota, Metazoa, Arthropoda, Insecta, Hymenoptera, Formicidae. The record is from RefSeq and is a predicted model, not a curated record. Bases 1545 to 3446 code for a protein of 633 amino acids. The transcript is spliced from 3 exons.
AAAAAAAUAUCUCUAUAUUGUAAGAUUCGCAAUUCUUCUUAAAGAGCUUUAUUUAUUAUUUAUUAUUCUUCUUAAAGAGCUUUCACUAACUUUCAGUACUUAAAAGAAUGGAUCAAAAUUACCAUUGCAGUCAGUUUUUUUUUUACAGAGCUCUCAAUAAGGGCUUGAUUUUUCCUAGCUGAUUCAAUACACAUGAGUAAUUCCUAGCUCAUCUAUUUUCAAGAGCACUCUUUUAUAGGGCUCGAUAAGGGGUUGAUUUUUCUUAGCUGAUUCAAUAUACAUAAGUAAUUCCUAGCUCAUCUAUUUUCAAGAGUAAGUAUAAUUGCUUAGAAAGUUCUGGUUUUUCCUAGGUGAUUCAACAUACAUAAGUAAUUCCUUAAAGUAUGUACUUAUCAAAUAGUUUUCAGAGUAAGUGUAAUCUUAUCUAGGAAAUGUAGACGCUGGCUACAAUAUGAAAAAUAUAUACUAAUUUUUCACAAUCUUCAAUUAAAAUAUUGGUUAUAGUGUUUUAGUUUGUACUUGUGUAUGUACAUUUUGCGAAGAAUAACCCCUAGUCUACAAUAAAGGAUUUGAGCUUUAAGCCAUAAGAAACUGACCCUCACAGUAGUUUUUUUAUUAAGAAUACUCAGUUGCGAUUGGUCAAUUUCUUAUGGUUUAAAGCUUACAUCUUCAUUAGUAGACAAGGCCUAAUUGUUUUAUAUAAGAUUUACAUGUAAAUCCAUAUGUGUUCAUAUUUUCUUAUAAUCUGUACACAAUUUUUGCAUAGUUUCCACAUUUUUUAUAAUAUAACUUUACAUCAAAGUAUAUGAAAAAGAAAUUUUAAUUUAUCAUAAAUAAUUCAUAAAUUAUAUUCAACGUUAUAUAUAUAGAAUAAUGCACAUAUUGCUUCUAUGGCAACUAAAGAAAUUAAUAACAUAGACAUUUUCAUAUCUUUCAAAAUUGAUUUUCGUUGAUGUUCACUUUUUGUCACAUGUCAAAGAACACUUUGUCACUAAAUCAAUAAAUCAAAACGAAAUAAAUCACUCAAAAAUGUAAACCAAAACUAUACAAAUGUUCCUGUCGAAUGUAUUACCUAUUCCAGAUCGUAAAUGGCAUACCUGCGCGAAGUCCUCAUUUUCGAAAAAUUAAAUUUCAUCUCAGAGAAAAAUCGACAUGUCUUUCUAUGAUGAAAUUGAUGGUAAGAGACGAUGUUCUAGCACCGGUUGCUGUGGUUAGUAUACAAAAUAAAUAACCAGUAUUUAAGGAAACUGAUAGCGAUUUUAUAGAAAUCAGAACUACAGAUUAAAAACUUCCCCCCUUUCUUUCUCUCUCUUUUUCUCUCUUGAAAGAAAUUAAUUUUAUAAUAAAAUAAAAUAUAUUCCUUUUUGUAACAACAAAAUACCGAAGUACUAAAAUCAUCGAAGGAGUUUAAUGAUUUUCCUUCCAUUUUAAAUCUUUUCUAAUGCGUAACUUGUAUUCCACACGGCAUAGAACAUUUCAGCCAUAUUGCAGAAAUGUGACAAAUAUUGCUGCUAACAUUGUUGAAAUAUUCCGUGCUGCACGAGAUGUAUCCCAAGAAUGCUGAUAGCUUUAGCCUGCAAUGUUUUGACGCAGGAAGCAAUUGUGCAUCGGACAGAAGAGGCUGUGAGGCGCUCAUAUCUUCGUGUAAUUGCCAAAGUAAUGUAGGAUGCCUGGAUCGGUGCGAUGGUGCCUGCGGCGGUUUGCAACACACCGGAACUGCCGAGACAGGCGCGUGUCCCGGACCGUGUCAGUGCGCCGAGGAGAAGCUCUGGAACAGUAACGUGCCACCUAAACCGAAUUGCCAAUGGUUGAAUAACUUCGCCGAGCUGCGCCGUCAAUGGAGCGACCACGGUCGCCAGCAGACGUACAAGUGCCGUGGCUGCGGCCGUCGACCGUGGCAGAACUGUCGCUUCGUGUCGCCGACCGUGUCUUUCACCAGCGGCCCUGUGUUCCGGUACCGUUCUACUCACGCCGGACUGUCAGACGACGACUCCGGUUCCGGCGCGAUAAGCUGCGCCCCGCUUUGUAACUGUCGCCCAGAUUCUUCUUACCUUCAACAGAAAUGCUGUGGCAGCCGUCGUUUGGCGGGCGGGGCAAGCAAAUCGGAAAUAGCACCGGCAGAUAAAUCGUCAUCACCCGAACCCGUGAAACGGGAAGCGGGCGGUGGUUGCCCGCCGCCGAGCUGUAGCUACUCAUCGACCCGCUAUAAUUCUCCCAGCGCGGACGGCUCUACGUCGACCGUCGCUUCGUCUUGCUGCCCUUCGCAAUGCAGACACCAGGCUUCGUCGCAACGGGCAUCCGACUGCCAGCCCUGCGCCUUGAAAUCCAUCCUGAAAAAGCGCAGCUGUUGCUGCCAGCGUGACGCGAGUCGCUGCUGCACGUGCCAGCCGAUGCCGCGCGGCUGUAACUGCCCGCCGCCGAUUCAGGUGGACGCCCGCGCCUCGCGCGAGUGCUCCUGCGAAUGUCCGUCCGGCCCGGAAUGCACGUGUCCACCUAGCGAACGAAGGUUCCCAAAGGCGACGGUCAAGUGUCCCAACGCGCGCCGCUGUUGCCCGUCUCCUCGAUUACCGCCCGGUCCCAAGUGUCAUUGUCCACGUUGUCAACCGUGUCCACCCUGCGGUCCAUGCACGUCCUCCAACUAUCGACAACCUGUUCCACCCAAGGACGUUUCUUGCCGGCCUGGUACACCGUGUCCAUUCUGCCCGCCUUGUCGAUCGAUCGCGACCGCCUCGCCCUGUCGUCCUCCGACACCUUGCGGAAAAUUGACCUUCUGCACGGAGCGCAGUGGCCGACCCUUCUCGCCCUGUACAGGUCAGUCUUGGCGUGGGAUCAUUGGCGAUAAGGACUCGGAAAGUAGCAUCUAUGGUGAACAAAAUGAUGACGAUGAAAGACGAGAGACGAUACGCGAUAAGAAAGAUCGCCAUUGCUGUCACGUUGCAGACUGCGCUAGAUCCGAACGCGGCAUUGACGAGAUUCGCGAUUUAAUAUUGAAUGAGAGAUCCACGCAGUGUUCACCGUCAAAGACGUUUAUUAAUUUGUCGGAGACCACGAACCCUGCAGAGUCUGUCGAUCCCGACUCGCGCAACGCGCUGGGGGAAAGCGACGAGACCGCUUUCAAAAAUACGGCGGAGACUUUCGACGGUUGUACCACUGAGAAAUCUUCAAAGGAUUCGUGGUACACUUCACCUACCCAUAUUCCGUCCGACAGCGGUACAAAGCCCGAUUGUUAUGCGCUUCACGGGGAAUAUCCGCCCGCUGGCGGAAACGUAUCCGGGAAUCCUGCUUCGGCGAGUCACGUGAAAUCAUUUAGUCGGGUAAGGGAUUUAUCGGCGUCGAAUAAAACGCCGCUUCGACGUAGCGUUACUUUCCGCGAGACUCCGCUGGCACGUGUCGAAAUCGUUGGCGGGUGCUUCAAUAGGCAUCCCGACAACGACACCGACAUGUAGGAUCGACAGACGACGCAGAAAUCGUGGAUUCUUGAGAGAAGAUACGACAGAUGCUACUAGCUUACCACGGGAAAAUCGUGUAAGGCGAUUGAACAUUUCAAAACUGCCGUCUCCUACGAUUCGCGACCGUUCAAUCUUCCUCACCGUAGAUCGUCUAGAGCUAGAGAUGUUAGCAUUUUCGUCACUACAUAAAUCAGAGUCCCUCUCUUCUUUUACAUAUUGAAAUUGUUAGUGACAAUAACGAAAGAAACUGUGAAUAAAAUUCCGAGAGAAUAUUUAUCUGUAAAAUAUUCCGACAAUCAAUGCAGAAAAGUGAUUAAUAAUAAGUUUAUGUAUUUUAAGUAAAUUUGAAUAAUUAUAUAAAUUGUGAUGAGAAAAAAAUUGCGAAUAUUUCGUUAAGCUCUUUUCACACAAAUCCCUCAUUUAAAAGGAUAUUUUAUAAAAAUGUGUUAAAUAUGUAUCUUUUAAUGCAUUUUAUGCGAAUACGUUUAACGUUUUAAUAUGUAAUAUUUUACAUUUUACACAGAUUAAAUAUCAAUAUAAAAUUACGAAUUUUUUUAGUUAUAUCUAUUUAAAUAACGUAUAUUCGAAAGAUUCACAGAAUAAUAUAUCCGCAUAUAUGUUUAAAAAGUUUGAGACACUCAGGAAAUCUGUUUUGUUAAUUUAAUUAUGUAAUACACUAGAGACUGAUGUUUACUGUACCUUGUGUUGUGACCAAAGGACCAAUGUGACACGUGGUGUGGUGCAUCCAGUAGGUAUCAGCUGUACGUCGGAGGGAACAUCGAGUGUGUACGCGCAAACAAACGAAAAGAAGAGCGCGAGUGCAUACUGCAAUGUGAUAUCUAAUCUCAGUGGCAUCGGCUAUUCGACUCUCGUACCGAGUCCGUUGGCGCUAAUAUCCUUCGUUCUACUGAUUCUUGUAGCUGUUACCUGGUCCCCCGGUUCUGCCUUCUACCGUCGUUACUUGUUACGCAAGAGAAUCUGCUGGAAAUAUUUGAGCUUGUAAUCACACAAGAUAUUCCUGGGCUUGCAAUUAAACAAAGUAAAAAAUUUAAAUUUAUCAAAAUGCAUGAGUAGAUGAAUAGACGAGAAAUUGUACACAACUCUGGAAAUUUGCAAUCGAAGUUAUUACUGAUCAAUAGCCUGUAACUUACGUUUUGUUCCAAAUAUAAAACUCAUGACACAAUGGAAAUACUCAUAAAAUGUGAAACAACAAUGUAUAACGAUGAAUAAAUGAUUUAUCAACGAA